This is a messenger RNA of Oxyura jamaicensis (ruddy duck), 3007 nucleotides long. RefSeq names its product macrophage-expressed gene 1 protein-like. Gene Ontology annotation, biological process: defense response to bacterium. The record is from RefSeq and is a predicted model, not a curated record. NCBI's taxonomy places the organism in Eukaryota, Metazoa, Chordata, Aves, Anseriformes, Anatidae.
GAGGAGGAACCACCCGGCAGCUGCACCCCCGACUGCCUCAUUUCCCCAGCUCCCUCCUCAGCAGCGAGACGUCCGCCGUGGGCCCCCACCAGCUCAGCCAUGGCCUGGGUGCUGAGGGUGGUCGUCCUCACCUGGGCGCUGGCAGCUGUGAGUAGAGGGGCCGAGCUGUCCCAGGAGCUGUUGCCCUCUUCAGGGCUUCAGGACUGCAAGAAGAACUUGAAGGUCCCGAGUCUGGAAGUCCUCCCUGGUGGGGGCUGGGAUAACCUGAGGAAUUUGGAUAUGGGCAGAGUCAUCAACCUGGGCUACUCGCUGUGCAAGACCACUGAAGACGGGUCCUACAUCAUCCCAGAUGAGAUCUUCACCAUCCCUCGCAAGCACAGCAACCUGGACAUCAACUCUGAGAUCAUCGAGUCCUGGAGGAAUUACCAAAGCAUCACCUCUUCCUCCAUCAACCUGGAGCUGUCCCUCUUCUCCGCCAUCAACGGCAAGUUCUCUUACGACUUCCACCAGACCAAGACCCACCAAGUACAGGACCAGGCUUUCACCACCCGAGUACAAGUCAGGAACCUGGUUUACACCGUCAAGAUUGACCCAGGAGCAGGUCUGGACAAGAGCUUCAAGAAGCAGCUGAUGGUGAUUGCCAGCCACCUGGAGAACAACCAGACACGGAUGGCUGAUUUUCUGUCUGAAGUGCUGGUGCUCAACUACGGCACCCACACCAUCACCUCUGUGGAUGCUGGAGCCAGCUUGGUCCAGGAAGAUCAGAUCAAAACAACCUUCCUGAAGGAUAGCUGGGCCAUGAAGAAUGCCAUCACGGCCUCGGCCGGCAUAGCCUUCCACAGCAUCAUCAAUAUGAAAGCCGAAGGCUCCCAGGACACCAGCUCCUCCUUCACCAAGCAGUACCUGGAGAACCGUACCAACUCCAGGGUGGAGAGUGUUGGUGGGAGCCCCUUUUACCCAGGCAUCACCCUCAAGACGUGGCAGGAGGGGAUUAGCAACCAGCUGGUGGCCAUCGACCGCUCGGGGCUGCCCCUGUACUUCUUCAUCAGCCCCAGCACCCUGCCAGAGCUGCCCACCCCCACGGUGAAGAAGCUGGCCAAGCGAGUGGAGGCGGCCAUCCGCCGCUACUACACCUUCAACACCUACCCCGGCUGCACCGAUGCCACCUCACCCAACUUCAACUUCCACGCCAAUGCUGACGAUGGCUCCUGCGAGGGGACCAUGACCAACUUCACCUUCGGGGGAGUCUUCCAAGAGUGUACCGGGCUUUCCGGCCCUGACACUGGUGCUCUGUGCCACGCGCUGGAGCAGAAGAACCCCCUCACGGGGGAUUUCUCCUGCCCCACUGCCUACACACCGGUGCUGCUGGGCAUGCAGGAGCGGGAGGAAGGCCACAGCCACCUGGAGUGCCACAACAAGUGCACCCUGGUCAUCUUCUGCCACCGCGUGUGCCAGGAUGUCUUCUGGCUCUCCCGGGUUCAAUUCAGAGCCUACUGGUGUGCUGCGACGGGCACGGUGCCCCAGGACUCAGGCUACCUCUUCGGGGGGCUGUUCAGCAGCCACAGUGCCAACCCCCUCACUGGCGCCCAGUCCUGCCCCUCGGGGUACUUCCAGCUGAAGCUCUUCGACGACCUCAGGGUGUGCGUGAGCCAGGAUUACGAGAGCAGCAUCCAGUACGCCGUGCCCUUUGGGGGCUUCUUCAGCUGCCAGGCGGGGAACCCCCUGGGGGGGCAGCACCACGGCACCGCCGAAGACCCCUACACCAAGCGCUGCCCCGCGGGCUUCAGCCAGCACUUGGCGCUGAUCAGCGACAGCUGCCAGGUGGAUUACUGCGUCCAGGCCGGCGUCUUCACGGGGGGCUCGCUGCCCCCCGCUCGCCUGCCGCCCUUCACCCGCCCCCCCGCCAACCUGCCAGCCACCGACACCGUGCUGGUGAGCAGCGGGGAUGGGGAGAGCGCCUGGGUGAGGGACGAGCAGAGCCACGUGUGGCGGCCGGCACAGCCCGCCGAGAUCCAGCACGCAGCCGAGAUGGUGAGGGGCCGGCGGCUGACGGGGGGCGAGGUGGCUGGCGUGACCGCGGCGGUGGUCGUGGGGCUGGCCACCCUCCUGGCCAUGGUCAGCUACGGCCGCUGGAGGUACAGGAUGAGGGGGUACCGGGCAAUGGGGGAAGGGGACAGCCUGCCCGUGGGGAGCCCGGAGGACAGCGCUGUGGUGAGCGUGGGUGACGGGUACCAGCAAGAGACAGAGGGGCUCACGGCAUGAGCAUCCCUCGGGUCCCGGUGCUGGGCAAUGCUUUGAGCCCCCGGUCUAGGCAAAGCCCCCCCCUGCUCCUCAGCCCCUAUCCCCACAGAGGCCCCAGGGCUUCCCCCAGCUCCAGCCUUGAGCACUGCCUCUCUCCCCGCUCCAGACUCCCUGACUGACUUCUGACGCCACCUCCUGGGGCUGUCCCAUCACCCUGACCCACCACCAUACGCCCCUGCACGUUCCCUCUCCCAGGCAGCCGUCGCUUGAGAACUAAACAACCCCAUACCUCAUCACAGGCCAUGCCUCCUCUCUGCCCCCAGAGACAGAAAAGGGGAACCAGGGCCCUGCAACCAGCCCCUGAAGCCCGUGGGGUGCCAAAGGACAACGAAAUCCCAGGCUGCCCCCACAGAGCCAGGGGAAGCCAUGCGACACCCCCUGCCUGACCCACUGGGACACCAGCAAGUCUCGGCUCCAUUGCAGAGAGUUCCUGCGUGUAAAAGCACGGGCUCGGGGUGCACGCAGUGCCCGACCCCUUGGACCACCCCCCAUUCCCCCACAGAGCCCCCCCAGCUGUUUUUGACACCCAGGGCCAGCACCGAUAGCAUUAGCAAUGCUCGGACUGCUGGGGAAGGAGGGAGCAAAGGGACUCCCCCCCCCAUCUCCAUGUAUAUCUAGCGUGGUAGAUAUACACACACGUCGAGAGGCACGGAUCAGUUUUAUUUCGGCCAGCAACUAAUUGCAUAGGCAACACGGCAUUAAAAAA